Molecule: messenger RNA, 1059 nt
Organism: Nerophis ophidion (straightnose pipefish)
Lineage: Eukaryota; Metazoa; Chordata; Actinopteri; Syngnathiformes; Syngnathidae
Gene: soul4
Product: heme-binding protein soul4
Exons: 6
Coding region: 190-936 (248 amino acids)
Source: RefSeq, a predicted model, not a curated record
AUGACCUGUCCUUGUGAAAACAUCCACGGAGCACAUCCGGCCUGAGCUCUUAUUUUGGAAUGCGCAGGCUACCGGAAGCGGCCCGGCAGGAAACAAGUAGUUGGACGUCGAGUGACUGACAGCUGCCGUUCGCAGACGAAACACGCACGCGCGAGGACGCCAGCAGGUCAAAGGUCAGAAGCCAAGGGCAUGGCUUUGAUCUCCUUAGAAGACCUGGAGGGGUUGGACGAGGAGCAGCAGGACGAUGACAUCACUGACAACCCAGAGCCAAUGGGUGAAGAGGACUCGGAAAGACUGCUGAGUCACUGGAGGGCGGUGGCCAGCACGCACCAGGUGUCCGUUCCUACAGAAUUGACAGGACCCAUACAGGAAAUGACACGCAACAGCCAGCAGAGGGAGCCCGCCCCCUUCAUGGCCAUUUCCUGCCAGGAGAAGAUCGGCGAGGUGAUGUACGAGGAGAGGGUGUACCCCGCAGGAAAGUGGGCGUGUGUGACGCAGGGGGAGGAGCUGUACGAGCAGAGCAUCUCCAUGAGCUUCAUGAAACUCAUGCGCUUCAUCUGCAAGGAGAACUCAGCAGGCCGCCAUCUUGGAAUGACGGUGCCGGUGGUCAGCACGGUCCACGUGACGGACGACGGCAAGACUCUUGACAAGAGCGUCCUGACCGGGUUCUACCUGCCCGCCGCCUUCCAGAACCAGCCUCCUCAACCCUCUGACCCGGACGUGGGCGUGGUGCAGCGGGAGGCCUUCAGAGUGGUGUCCAGAACCUUCUUUGGGACCACCACGGAGGAGACGGUGACUCUUCAGAUCAGACUUCUGAGGGAGCUGCUGGGCACGUCCGAAGACCACAGGUCCGACUACUACAUGGUGGCCGUGUACGAGAACCCGGGCGUGACCGGACGCCACAACGAGAUCUGGUUCAUCAGACGAAACCUGUAGGCGCGUUGUGUUCAGGAGCGUCUGUUAACUUGAAGUUUGUCCAAUAGUAUUCAUGUUUGUUGACACAUUUCCUCCAUUGUUGUUUUUUAUUGCCACCUUUCAAAUAAAAACAUUCCAACACAA